Oncorhynchus gorbuscha (pink salmon) is the source of this 2112-nucleotide messenger RNA. RefSeq lists its product as uncharacterized. Gene Ontology annotation, molecular function: calcium channel inhibitor activity; zinc ion transmembrane transporter activity. Lineage: Eukaryota; Metazoa; Chordata; Actinopteri; Salmoniformes; Salmonidae. The record is from RefSeq and is a predicted model, not a curated record. Gene Ontology annotation, biological process: intracellular zinc ion homeostasis; detoxification of zinc ion; zinc ion transmembrane transport. Bases 42 to 1850 code for a protein of 602 amino acids. The transcript has 5 exons. Gene Ontology annotation, cellular component: Golgi apparatus; endoplasmic reticulum.
GCAGGUUGGGGCUCCCCCACGGCAGUUCCCUGCACAGAUGCAUGCUGGUCCUGACCGUCCUGCUCCUGCUGUGUGAGAUUGUUGUCAGCCGCCUCUGUGACUCCCUAAUCACCAUGGUGGACGUCUUCCACACCCUCUUCAUCCUCAUGCACAUGGCUCUUCCUCUUGCUCAACCCACCCUGGGCAGAGGCCCCCCCAAAACCGCCACCUGCCUCCCCUCUCUCCACCUCCACCUCCAUCACCUCCACCCCCACUCAGUCACCUGUCAAAUCUCCCCCAUAUGCCUUAACCAUCUCCUGUGUCUCCCCCAUCCCUUCCAGCUCAGCUUCCUGUCCCUCUCCUCCCCUCUCAACCCCUGUCCUCGCCACCACUUCCCAGUUUCCUUCCAAACCUCUCACCCCUACAACCACCCAACCUCCCUGUGUGGCCUGUCCUACAGUGAAGCGAGGGUCCAGCCCCUGGGGGCUCUGAUCUCAGCUCUCCUGCUGGCUGCCCUGUGUGUCUCUGUCUCUCUGGAUAUCCUCAGCCACACACUGCAGCCCCACCCUAUACAGCGCCCUCUUUUGGCCACGGUGAUGGGGGUUGUCAGCCUGCUCUACAACCUCCUGGUGCUGGGGCUCAGCUGGGGUAGCUGGCUUGGGACCAAGACUAGAUCUGCCUGGGAGGGGGAGGAGAGAUCUGUCCUUGGUGUGAAUGGAAAAGUCAAGGCCGAGGUCCAGACCAAAGACAGCACUGGAGUGGGUGGAGAGAAUGACCUCCGUAUCCUCACUACAUCUCUGGAUGGUGCCUCCCAAGAUGGAACACUUGUACUCUGUAACCCUGGAACCUCCAGUGUCCUGAACCCUGACAGUGACUCUCAGCACCCACCCCAGACAUCCCUACUCCGUACCGUGGCCCCUCAGGGUCCCCUUUCAGACCACUGCCAUGGAGCACUCACACCCCCUGCAGACUCACACACACUCCCUGCAGACUGCAGAACUGCAGAGACACCAAACAACUUCCCAAAUCCAGAGUCCAGUGGCUGUCAUCCAAAGUACCCCAACUCUGAGGUGUCUAAGUGUGUGGGACACAGAGAUAAUCAGACAGACCCCACCACAGUCUCAGCCCUAAAGUCAGAAAGCCCCACAAGGCUCAGAGUUCAACUUCCUGCCUUUCUCCCAUCCCUCAUCACCCUCACCCAGGCACUGCUGGGCUCCAUCCUGGCCCUCACCAACGGGCUUACCCUGCUACUCCUGGGCCCAGACUGCCUGCAUGGCUCUGGGGCCUGUGGCCCCUUCAUCUACCUGGACCCUGGCUUCUCCAUGGUGGCUGUGGUGGUGCUGCUGGCCACCGCUCUGCCCCAGGUGUGCCGUUACGGUUGGCUGCUGCUCCAGGCCAGCCCAUCCCAGGUGUGUGUGUCUGAUCUGGGCCGGCGGAUCGCCAGUGUGCCAGGGGUGCAGGCGGUGCACGACCUCCACGUGUGGCAGCUGACAGAGAGCUGCCUGGUGGCGUCUGUACAUGUCCACUGCCACGCUGGGUUCCAGAUACACAGGUGUGGUGAUCUGAUGUCGGGGGUCACCAAGGUGUUACAGAGUGUAGGUGUGAGCUGCUGUACCGUACAACCAGAGUUCGUCCUCUCCACUCCCUCAGCCAACGGCAACAUGGAUAACAACAACACCAACCACACCAUCAUCCAUAGGGAGAGUCCCCCACUGCCCUCACACCUGGCCUGCAGCCUGGCCUGUGGGAAGGGCUGUGUUGGGAGGAUGUGCUGUGCUCCUCUGGAGGAAGGGUCUACAGAGCCACUGGCACCCCCUGCUGGGGAAACUGAGGAGCCUCACGUGCUGAUCAUAGAGAACGCCUUUCUUUGAGGGAAGGACCUUUGACCUAGGAUGUAUCUCAGUACUGAAGAGUGGGCUCCUUGCCUUCUUUCCUUCAUAUGAAUGUGAUGUGAGAUGUUGAGGACUGAAGGCGAGUAAACCACUUUGGGAAAUUAAGAUACAGCCUGGGGAAUGAAUAUAAUAUAUUAAUAUUGUCAGAAUAUUCUGAAAGACUUCGUCCCCAUGUCAUUGAGGUCAUUUUAGAAAGCUAGAUAGCCUAAUGUAAGAAUUAGGCUCUCAGGUAAAGAGUAGA